Molecule: messenger RNA, 1408 nt
Organism: Meriones unguiculatus (Mongolian gerbil)
Lineage: Eukaryota; Metazoa; Chordata; Mammalia; Rodentia; Muridae
Gene: Elovl3
Product: ELOVL fatty acid elongase 3
Exons: 4
Coding region: 21-1037 (338 amino acids)
Biological process (GO): very long-chain fatty acid biosynthetic process; fatty acid elongation, saturated fatty acid; fatty acid elongation, monounsaturated fatty acid
Cellular component (GO): endoplasmic reticulum; endoplasmic reticulum membrane
Molecular function (GO): fatty acid elongase activity
Source: RefSeq, a predicted model, not a curated record
GGUUGGUUUGGCACUAUAUAAUGCAACCGCGGCGACCGCAGCGCGAGCGGCUGGUUAGCAGCGCGGGCACCAGGCUCCGAGGCCUUCCUGCCUCCACACAAGUUCUUUCUGCCUUGGCUUUCUUUCGUUCUGAGAUCCACUCCAUCUUCCACUCCCUUGGCUCUCACCAGACCCCCCCUCCCCGCCCCCAAGCUCUGAACCUCAUCAUCUGCAAAAUCGAAAUGGACACGUCCAUGAAUUUAUCACGUGGUUUAAGAGCGGAGCUGAUCCAACCCUAUAACUUCGAGAUGUCGCGGGACCUAAGGCCCUUUUUGGAGGAGUACUGGGUAAGCUCAUUCCUCAUAGUGGUGAUCUAUCUGUUGCUCAUCAUUGUUGGCCAGAACUUCAUGAGGGCACGGAAGGGCUUCAGCCUGCAGGGGCCUCUCAUCCUCUGGUCCUUCUGCUUGGCCAUAUUCAGCAUGCUGGGCACAGUGAGGAUGUGGGAGUACAUGGGAACCAUGCUGUUUACGCUGGGCCUCAAGCAAACCGUGUGCUUCGGCAGCCACACGGACGCUCUCGUAGUCAAAUUCUGGUCCUGCGUCUUUCUUCUCAGCAAGAUCGUUGAACUUGGAGACACGGCCUUCAUCGUCCUGCGGAAGCGGCCACUCAUCUUCGUGCACUGGUACCACCACAGCACGGUGCUGCUGUUCACGAGCUUUGGAUACAAGAACAAAGUGCCUUCAGGCGCCUGGUUCAUGACCAUGAACUUGGGUGUGCAUUCCAUCAUGUACACCUACUAUACCCUGAAAGCUGCCAAGGUGAAACACCCCAGUGUGCUGCCCAUGGUCAUCACCAGCCUGCAGAUCCUGCAGAUGGUAAUGGGAGCUGUCUUUGGCAUCCUGAAUUACAUCUGGAGGCAGGAAAAAGGGUGCUACACAACAACAGAACACUUCUUCUGGUCCUUUAUGUUAUAUGGGACCUAUUUCAUCCUAUUUGCUCAUUUCUUCCACCAAGCCUACCUCAGGCCCAAGAGCAAAGCUAAGUCCAAGAGCCAAUGAGAGUGGGAAAGAAAGGGGGAGCCUGGGGCUUUCCUCCAUAGCACUAAGGGUUAGGUGUGGGAGAAUGACUAGGGUGCCUUCCCUGUAUGGUUUCCCCCAUGGGACAUGUACCCCAAAGCGGCAGGAAGCUAUGACAACCAAGAAAUGGCACCCUUGGAAUAGGGGUGUGGUCUGUCACGAUGAUGUUUCUAUCUUCGGCAUGAAGGAAAAGCAAGGAAGGGGAUAGGACGGAGGUCCUUAAAGCUGAGUUAUUUAUAUUUAUAUUUAGAAAUCUUUCUCUUCUUGAUCUAUUUUUUAAAUUAAAGAGAUCGACAUGAGUUUGAGGAUUUGUGGACUUAGGGGGCCAAAGUGAGCUUUGCGGUGGGAGAAGG